AUGGCUCGUGGAAAUCUCUCCUCGCUGCCGUCACUGCUGCUUAUUCUCAUUUCUUCCUUGAUGAUAUUCUCAUCCCGCGCUGCCGAUCCCGAUCCAGCGCAGGAUUACUGCGUCGCAAACGUCGAGCUCCCGCUGCGAGUGAAUGGCUUCACUUGCAAGCCCGAGGUCACUCCGCUCGAUUUCGUCUCCUAUCUCCUGCGAGAGCCCCCGAAUCCCACCGCCCUGGAGAACAAUCGACUGGGUUCCAUCGUCACGCAGGUGAACGUCCAGAGUUUCCCGGGGCUCCACACCCAGGGCCUCUCGAUCCAGCGCUUCACGUACGCGCCCGGAGGCGUGAUUCCUCCCCACGUCCAUCCCCGGUCCUCGGAGCUGCUCUACGUCCUCCAGGGAACGGUCGUGGCGGGGUUUGUGACCACGGACAACCGGCUGUUCCAGGCGACGCUGGAGCCUGGCGACCUCUUCAUCUAUCCCAGAGCUCUCAUCCACUUCUCGGUGAACACGGGCGAGACGCCGGCGCUGGCGAUCGCGAGCUUCAACAGCGCCAAUCCGGGCACGGCGCUGCUGCCCAACGCGCUCUUCGCGUCCGUGCCCGUGCUCCCGGCCGCGGUGCUCGCCAAGACGUUUGCGUUGAGCCAGAGGAAAAGGCUGGCGGAUAGGUCGCGCUUCUUCGAAAGAUGGCUGCCCAAGCUUCUCUCCCUCGCCAAUGUUUUGUCUCGCAGGACAAUCCGUGUGAUCAGGGAAUAUCUAUCCUCAUCAGAGGACGUCGAAGAUGACAUAGUCCACAUCGAAGUGACGAACAACGAGGGAGCGUUGGAGGGCACUGUUCAAGUCAGUCGCUGA
Messenger RNA from Selaginella moellendorffii, 840 nucleotides. RefSeq names its product germin-like protein 5-1. Gene Ontology annotation, cellular component: cell wall. The transcript is spliced from 2 exons. The coding region runs from base 1 to 840 and encodes 279 amino acids. Gene Ontology annotation, molecular function: manganese ion binding. Lineage: Eukaryota; Viridiplantae; Streptophyta; Lycopodiopsida; Selaginellales; Selaginellaceae. The record is from RefSeq and is a predicted model, not a curated record.